AUGCAUGAGCGAGUUCGUUGUAUCUGCAAAGCGGUAAAUGAUGAUGGGUGUAUUAUGGUUCAGUGUGAACAAUGCACGACAUGGCAACAUAUUUUAUGUAUGGGUUUUUUAAACGAAGAAAGUCUUCCAGAGACAUAUUUUUGUGAGAAAUGUCAGCCUGAUUUAUAUCCUCAACUUCAAAAGGAUAAUGUACAAGGAACAGUAUCUAAAAUUAAAGCAAUGGAAAGAAAGGCUAAUAAUCGGUCUAAUAAGACAUCACAAACUAAAAAAGGUCAAGAAAAUUCAAAAGAGACUUCAAAAAAAGUAUUAUCAAAAGGACAUUUGAAAAAACAAUCAAAUGAAAAAUCGAAUGAAACAACAACAAUCAUUGAGGAGGUAUCAGAAGAGCAUCAGAAAACUUUGGAUGAAUCGUUUGAGGAAGAAAAUAGUGAUUCGAAACAAAAAACACCAUCACCUUCGACAUCGGAUUCUGAUUAUAAUUCACAGGAAGAUCAGAAGGAACCUCCAGCAAAAGUUUCACGUCUUUCACAUGACCAAUCUUUUAUUAAGGCAUUACAUGGCCGAAAAACAAACACAACUUUAAAACAUUCAAAACAAAUGAAUCCACCGGUGUUAAAACAAACUUUUAGUCACGUACCUAUAGAAGCACCUGUUCAGAAGCUAGAAGAAUUAAAAGAUGUUACACGAAAACAUGUCUCUCAAUCGUUUUUGAAUAUUUUUGUGGAAGCUAUUAAAGAUUUUGUAAAGGAUGGAAGCUAUGUUUUAGGAACAAAUGAAACACCAGAAGAAGUGGGGGAACGUUUUGCACUUAUGAUCGAGUAUAGCAUGUUUAAAGACUUUUCUAUUGAAGAAAAAGGAAAAUAUAUUUUGACACCAAAAUAUAAAGAAAGAUUUCGUACACUUCAUUUUAAUCUUAAGGAUGAUAAGAAUCCACAGCUUCGUGCACGAGUAGUUUUAGGACAGAUUAUGCCAAAAGACUUAGUUCAUAUGACUAGCGAAGAAAUGGCAAAUUCAGAGAUACAGUUGUUGGCAGAAUCCAUAAGAGCACAAAGUACUAAAAACUCUGUUUUAAAACAGUCGGAGGCACCAAGAAUCCGAAAAACCCACAAAGGAGAAGAAAUUAUAGAGAAUCAAGAAAUUAGCGGAUUUUCCAUGCAACAAAAGAUUGAAACAUCUAUCCCUUUUUCCUUAAAACCGCAGAACGAACCGACAAAUGAUCUAGAUGAGUCAUCUGCAUUAUCUCAAAAACAUAAUUCUAUCCAUGAAAAAUCAAAAACUAUUUCUAAAACUCAUGAAUCUGAUAUAGAAAAAAAUAAAAUUAAAAAUGAUAAAAAAGAAGCAACAUCUAAAGAAUCAUUUAAUAUACAGGAUGUUUGGAGUAAUAUUGAAUCUCAAAGAACAACUCAUAUAUCUGAAAAUUAUCCAGUCGUUCAAUCUCAAGAAACUUCAAGGAUAGAUUUUGAUUCAGAUAUUGAUAGAAUGAUUGACGAUGAUAAUGACAAUGCAAAUACUCCACCUUAUUCUCCGUCUUAUAGUGCAUUUGAACUAAAUAUUUCUCAACCUAUCUGGUUAGGAAAACUUUCCAUGGCAUCUAUUGCUGAAUUUAAUGCUACAGCUACACAAGUAGUAGGUGCAACUAUUUCUCCAACACGGCCUUGGAAUGAGAUUCUUCAGGAUAAAAUUGUUAUUGAUGGAAGAAUAUCUAUGGAUAAAUCAACAGAAUAUCUUUGUCAACAAAAAUUUUCUUCAACAAAAGAAUUAAUUGUAAUAUCAUUUAAGCCACAAAGUAAAGAAUUAUUGUCAUCGUUUGAAAAACUGUACAAUUAUUUUUAUUCUCGAAAACGUUAUGGCGUCAUAAAACCUACAACAUCAGCAGUCAAAGAUGCUUACCUUAUACCUCUUUCUCCAACAGAUCAAUUACCAGAAUUUAUUCAACUUAUGGACGAAAUACACAUUUCAAAUGAAAAAAGAACAGAAAAAUGUAUUUUUGGUGUUUUCGUUGUUAAUAAAAUAUCCAAUACUGUACCUCCAGUCAAUAAAAUACCUUAUCAUCCUCAAAACACUAAUGAAUGGAAAAAAUUAAAUAAUACCCCACUUAUACAUCAAGGAACUGGCAUUCCAGCGCCGAUAACACCAUUGCCUACUGUUCCAAUUCUAGGGGGGCUCACUCUUCCAAAUAAUUUAUCUCUUUCUAAUGCAGAUAUGGCUAUUCUUCAGUCUAUACUAAGUGCAAAUCCGGGUAUUCUAUCCAACCCGGAGCUUAUAUCUAAUUCGAAAAUUCUACAACAGUUAGUUAUUCAGCAUCAAAAUCAACAUAGCCAGAUAAAUACAUCUCAUUCAUCAAAUCCUCGACCUAUGGCUUCAAGAUGGGACAAAAAAUGGUGA
Messenger RNA from Pneumocystis murina B123, 2385 nucleotides. RefSeq lists its product as hypothetical. Lineage: Eukaryota; Fungi; Ascomycota; Pneumocystomycetes; Pneumocystales; Pneumocystaceae. Gene Ontology annotation, cellular component: nucleus. The record is from RefSeq and is a predicted model, not a curated record. Gene Ontology annotation, biological process: regulation of mRNA 3'-end processing; DNA-templated transcription; transcription elongation by RNA polymerase I. The transcript has 4 exons. Gene Ontology annotation, molecular function: RNA polymerase II transcription regulatory region sequence-specific DNA binding. Bases 1 to 2385 code for a protein of 794 amino acids.